This is a messenger RNA of Lucilia cuprina (Australian sheep blowfly), 2487 nucleotides long. RefSeq names its product tetratricopeptide repeat protein 27. The coding region runs from base 1 to 2376 and encodes 791 amino acids. The transcript is spliced from 4 exons. NCBI's taxonomy places the organism in Eukaryota, Metazoa, Arthropoda, Insecta, Diptera, Calliphoridae. The record is from RefSeq and is a predicted model, not a curated record. Gene Ontology annotation, molecular function: protein binding.
AUGCAUUUAAAUCUACAAUAUUUGUGUAAUUUUAAUGAUAAAAUUGAAAUAAAAGAAUUGUGUAAUGAUUCAUUAAAACGUGUUUGGUGUGAAGAAUGGAAAGUGUCCAAUUUACAGGAUUUGUUAAAGAAAUGGUUGACAUGUAAGGAUGCUGCUGAAGAUUUGACUAAAGAACAAAUUGAAGAUUUAUUGCCAGUGGCUAUACAAUUAUUGUUUGUUUUUGCUCAAUAUAAUUUUACCGGCCCCUUUGAUGAUUUGAAUGAAUUUCAAGAAUUUGUAAAAGAAAACCUUAACUUUGUUCCUGAUCCUUUUGAGGAACUGAAAGAGAAUGGUGAAGAAAUCAAUCCCAAUGUAGUUUUAGGUGAAUUUUUAAUAGUGGCAAGAGAUAUUUUAAAGAAAUUAUUGAAAGGUCAAGAGGAUUGUGUGGUUCUACGCUGGUGGCAUUUACGCUAUUUAUGUCUACAUCAACAUUGCAUCGAUGAAUUGACUGCAAAUCUUUGGGAACACGUUAAAAAAGAAGCCGAAUGGCUGCUAGAACAUUUCACAGAAUUACAAAAUAAAGAAUAUGAAGCUUUAUUGUAUCUGGAAGUAGCCAAUGCCUACUUACAAUAUCAUCGUGGCGAGAAAUGUAAAGAAGUUUUAGAUCAACUAUGUGAUCAUCUUAAAGUACAACUAAAUGUUGAGGGUAUCCUAGGAGUACGUACAAAAUUCCAACAAAAACCUCUGCCACAACUUUGCCUAAAGGUGGAACAAUUAGAAGAUCAACAAUUGCCAGCCGCUAAGCAAACUAAUGGCCAAACUAAAAUACCCAAACUUUUGCUUUUAGAAGAUGAUACUCGUCUAGAGAGAAUACGUUUUAUAGAGGAAAAGGAUAAUGAGGUAAUGACCAUACCCAGUGUUUUGCAGGCUUUGGUUUUGACAAAAGUGCGCCAAUUGAAACGUUCUCAACCCAAAGAUCGUUUGGCUGAUGAGGAAUUGGAGCCUUAUACACAAACCUUAUUGUACCAAGAACACGGACCUUUACAAGUUCGCCAAUCAGCGUUGCUUCUCAACUGUGUUCAGGAGUCCAAUCAUAGACGUACCGUGGAGCGCAGUUGGAAACAAUGUGAAGAAGCUGUUAAGCUACUCUCCGAACAUGACUUCAGUGUCAAGGAUCGCUUUUCCUAUGCUUUUGCCGCCUUUCUACAGCCUAAAUGGCAGGUACAAUCUCAAUUAUGUGAACUUCUACUAUCUUUGGGCAUGACAAAAACAGCCUUAGAUAUUUAUCUAAAAAUACAAAACUGGGAACAAGUUAUCUAUUGCUAUACCCGACUAGAAUUGCGUCACAAGGCAGCGGAAAUUAUACAACAGGAAUUGGAGAAAAAACCUACCGUUUUACUCUACUGUUUGCUGGGUGAUGCUACCGAUAACCCCGAUUGUUAUGAAACAGCUUGGGAAUUUUCCAAACAUACCAGUGGUAAAGCUAAAGCCUAUUGGGGCAACUAUUUAUUUGCCCAUAAGAAAUAUGAGGAAGCCAUACCACACUAUGAAAAAUCGGUGGAAAUUAAUUCGUUGCAAGAAAAGAUAUGGCUGCGUUUGGGUUAUGCUGCCAUCAUGCUGGAGAAAUGGCAACUAGCUGUUCAUGCCUAUAUAACUUACACGCAUUUGGAACCUUUAGGCUUUGAAUCGUGGAACAAUUUGGCCAAGGCUUUAAUAAAACUAGGAGACAAACAGAGAGCCCAUAAGGUUUUAGCCGAGUCACUAAAAUGCAAUUAUACCAAUUGGAAAGUAUGGGAAAACUUUAUGGUGGUCUCUGUGGAUACUGGUCACUUUGAGGAUGCCAUGAAUGCCUACAAUAGGCUAUCGGAAUUGAAAACUCAUUACUUGGAUUUGGAAGUUUUGUGUGUAACCAUGACUGCCAUAGCUGAAGGCAAACCUGAUGCCAAGGGCCAAACUCCAGAACGUUUGUUGAAAAAAGCUACCACUUUAAUGGGUCAUCAGUGUAUUAAACAUGGCUCAGAGCCUAAAGUAUGGGAAUUGGCAGCUCUAUUGGCUCCUACUCCCCUCAAGAAGGGUGAGAAAUUAGUUAAAGCUUUUAGAUCCUAUACCGCCAAGGAAUUAGUUUGGUCUACCAAACAACCAUUUGCCCAAAAAGCCUUGGAGUUGUGUGAGGAAUUAAGUCAAAGAUCCUUGGAAGCCAUUAAUAAUCACACAGAAGAUGAAAGUGAGGUUAUGAUUACCUCGCAAUUAAAUUCAGCACGUUUAGCAGAUCAGGCCUGUAUUAGAGCCAUAGAAAAGGAACCUAUACAGUUUCCUGAGAAUGAGGAAUUAUUGAAAAAAGUUAAAGCUUUGCUGGAGGAAAUGACCACACAUGUAAAACAAAGAAUGGGAGCGUAAAAGAAAAAAGUGUUUUUGAAAAAAUGUUAUUAAUAAGCGAUAUUAAAGACGUUUCCUACAUCGGGUAGCUUCCGAAAUACAAAUUCAAAUAUGUUUGUUUUCUCAUCUAAA